Drosophila obscura is the source of this 1913-nucleotide messenger RNA. Its product is annotated as mitochondrial sodium/calcium exchanger protein. Gene Ontology annotation, molecular function: calcium:sodium antiporter activity. The record is from RefSeq and is a predicted model, not a curated record. Bases 69 to 1904 code for a protein of 611 amino acids. Gene Ontology annotation, biological process: transmembrane transport; intracellular calcium ion homeostasis; monoatomic cation transport. Gene Ontology annotation, cellular component: membrane. Lineage: Eukaryota; Metazoa; Arthropoda; Insecta; Diptera; Drosophilidae. The transcript has 8 exons.
UUCAACGCUUUUAACUUGCAUAAAAAUAGUUUUAAUAUUCACAUAUCGAAGGAAAGAAAGUCUGCAUAAUGGCUGAUCCAGUUAAUAAAUUGAACUGGACAUACCUGGACCAGGAGUUCUAUACGUAUCUCAAGAACAUGAGCUGCUUGACGGUGAUGAAGCUGCCAUACGAGAGACGGUGCAUGAUGGCCAGACAAGUGCUGGACUGUCAGACCAUCAUCAAUCUGUUCAACUACUUCAAGAUGAUGUACUGUGCGUUCCAUAUAUCCGAUAAGUUCACGGAGAUUUCGGUGAUGGUGCUAUUUUGUCUGCUUGUGAUUGCCUUUCUCCUGCUCAUGACCCUAACCAUUGACGUGUUUUUCGCUCCUGCCAUGAAGAUCAUUUCGAUGAAGCUGCAUAUGAAUGAGUAUCUGGCGGGCGUUACACUCUUGGCCUUUGGCAAUACAUGUCCCGAUUUGAUAGCCAAUCUAAUGCCCAUUCGAGCCGACGCACCCAUAUUCACGAUAACAGUGGGCAACUCCCUCGUCAUCAUACUCCUAAGUGGCGGUAUGGUCUGCUUCCUGAAACCCUUCAAGAUGAACGGUCCCAGCACCAUUCGAGAUCUUCUCUUCCUGCUGCUCAGUGUGGUGACGCUCCGUUCGAUAAUAUUCAGCGAGGGAAACGUGUCCAUAGCUGAGGCUGUUCAGCUUAUUUCCAUUUAUCUUUCCUAUCUGAUUAUCAACAUACUGGACCUUCUGCUGCUGCGCUACACCAUAAAAAAGCUUCGAAAGGAAGUUAUUCGAUUGAAAACUUCACCUGCCACCGAAGGCGAGAUAUCCGAAAAGAAGCGUUUAUUGAGUGAACUGGAACGGGAUGACGAAUUGAAUAUCAACGACACCAAACAGCUCAAUCGAACUCAAUCUGGAUCAAUCGAGAAGGGCUUCUUUUUCAACACAAAGCAGCGAAUUCGUCCCCAAGUCGUUAACCAUGUAGCCACCCGAACUAUCCUCUAUAAUGUGCGAAAUCCGAAGAAUCUUUUUCUGGUUACCGAAUUCUUUGAGUCUCUGAAUCCCAUUGAUAUGGAGGAAUGGCAGUUGGCUGGCUGGUGUCAGCGCAUCAUUCUGAUCGUUCGAAGUCCACUGUAUUUUUUCCUCAUUUUAUUUGUCCCCGUUGUGGACUAUGAAAAGGACAAGCACGGCUGGAGCAAGCUGCUCAAUUGCACGCAGAUCAUCACGAAUCCGUUCAUCAUGAUCACCUUGGUGCAUUCUUCGGCCAGCAAUGAAUAUUACGCCUGGUACAUAGUCCCCAAUUUGAGCAUCUCAAUGUGGUCCCCCUGUGUGACAGUGCCUCUGGCCACAGUUGUCCUCAUUCACAGUCGCACAGAUGUGCCGCCCUUCUAUCACAUUAUCUUUAUAGUGUUCAGUUUCAUCAGCUCAAUCGUUAUCAUCUGGGUGUGUGCCAGCGAAAUGGAGGUGCUAACUUCCAUUGUGGGCAUUGUCUUCAAUCUAUCGGGUAACUUUAUGGCCAUCACCGUUGGCUCAGUUGCCAAUGCGAUGGCGGACAUAAUUGCCAACUCCAAUCUGGCCCUCCAGGGCUACGAGAAAAUGGCCUUUGCCGCCAUUAUAGGCGGUCCCGUGUUUGCCAUUGUUGUUACCAUGGGCGUUUCCUUUAUCUUUAAUGAAAAAGUUCGCACGGCUGGUGCUGCAUUCUGGCUGUAUGGCGAGCACGGGGAGAACUGCUACUUGUUCCUCAUGAUCACCAUCAUAGCCACAUUGUGGUGGUGCUUGACCUUCAAUUUCUACGCCCGUCGAUCCGCUGGCAUCUUCAUGUGGCUGAUAUUUGUAAUAUUCAUCAUUUAUUGUUGUGGUGUGGAGUGGGACAUUGUGCACGAGUUCUCCAAGGAUCAGUUCUUUAAUCCAAAGUAAAGAUGUACU